AUGGCCAGCGAAGAUGAUGUGGAAAAAAGGGUUAGACGUCAAACUAUUGCAGUGGCUUCUGCUGUCACGAUUGGUACUAAUAAUUUGCGUACAUCACACAUAGAAUGUACAAAUAAUAAUCCUGCAUUCAUAGCUAACUAUGUCGAAAAUAAACUUCAAGAAUUCACUUUUAUUGUUUGUGGUGCUCCACGAACAGGUAAAAGUACAUUAAUCAAUGCCAUCACUGGCAAACAAUUGGCUCGAACCGGCCCAGGUCUAGCUCUUAUAACACAAGAAUCAGAAUGUUAUGAGCUCAAAGAUACUUUUCCGGAAAUCACUGAUAGACAAACAAGUGAGAGAUGUGUCGAUGCUCAACGAUUUCGAAUUAAAAUUUGGGAUACAAAAGGAAUACAAAAAUGGGAUUCAUCCAUCAUUGAUAUUGUUAGACAAAAAAAUCCAAUGUGUGUUAUAUUAUGUGCAUCUCCAGGUUCGUUUGCUAACGAUGAAUUUAUUCGUGGAUUAAUUAGUGAAUGUGUUCAUCUCAAUAUCUUCAUUGCACUUGUUUGUACAAAUCAAUGGAAUGGUGGUGACGACAAACGAAAAGCAGUCAUGCAAGACUUUCAUAAUUUAUUAAAGAAUUACAAUCAAAAGACUUAUGAGGAAAAUGGUAUUCAAUAUUAUGGUAAUAUUGCACUGACAGCAAUGGUAAAUAGUGUUGAGUAUAUUAACCGACGACUUGAUAUAGAGAAACCAAAAAGUGGUAUUGGUACUUUACUUUUUGGCAUUAUGAAGUCAUUAAAUAGUGAUAAAUUAUUGGGAUGGUGCUAUACACUGAUGGAAAAUGAUGGAUUUUGAGUGCAAUUCAGAUUUCAAAUUAAUAAAAAAGGAUGGAUAUUAUCAACAUCGAUUGAUAUUAUUGAUCCUUAUGCUAGUAAAUAUGAUUCUCACGAACAAGUUGGUUUUAUAACGAUUACUGAUGGAAAAAAAAUAUAUGACGAAGAAUUUAAAUGGCAAUAUUAUCAUAUUCAAUUACCAGAGAAUAACGAAUUAGUUUUUUAUGAAUUAUAUGUUGCUGAUUUUUCUCCUAGUGGACAAUUUUCAGAUGUUAUUGAUAAAUUAGAUUAUUUAUCAGAUUUAGGUAUUAAUGCUAUCGAAUUAAUACCAAUUAUGGGAUCACAAGGAAAAGAACAUGAUUGGGGUUAUUUACCACGUCAUUUCUUUUGUCUUGAAUCAGCAUUCGAUUCUAUUAAUGAUUUAAAAUUACUUGUUGAUAAAUGUCAUCAAAGAAAAAUUCGUGUUUUUCUUGAUUGUGUAUUUAAUCAUUCAGCUUGCUCUUAUUGA
This is a messenger RNA of Rotaria sp. Silwood1, 1320 nucleotides long. NCBI's taxonomy places the organism in Eukaryota, Metazoa, Rotifera, Eurotatoria, Philodinida, Philodinidae. The record is from the annotation of a GenBank genome assembly.